Messenger RNA from Malaya genurostris, 2782 nucleotides. Its product is annotated as serine protease inhibitor dipetalogastin-like. The transcript has 3 exons. Bases 465 to 1160 code for a protein of 231 amino acids. The record is from RefSeq and is a predicted model, not a curated record. NCBI's taxonomy places the organism in Eukaryota, Metazoa, Arthropoda, Insecta, Diptera, Culicidae. Gene Ontology annotation, molecular function: protein binding.
ACGUACAGAACUGUUAAGUAACUUUAUGUUUAAUUGCCUGCUCUGAAUAUGUGCAUAAAAAUAGAUGUAAAUUCACAAAGUAUUUUCAUCUGCACAUUUACAGCAGGAAAUUGAAUAUAAAGUUACUCCUCAGAUCUUCACUUUUCAAUAUACUUUUAAAGAAAAACAAAGCGUAAAACAAAAUAUGUUGUAUAAUUCAUUGAACAAUCAAAGCAUUCUAAUUAACUUUCACAUCGACGAUGGUUUUCAAUCAAAUUUUUGAUUCAAUUGAUUUCUAUUUCAGAGUACCAUUGAUUUACAUGUCGUGUAAAUUUCAUUAUUUUUUUCUGUGUGUGUUGCUAGUGUCGUUAUGCUACAAUUAUGUCCAUGUAAUAUGAAUCGAAUUCGAUUGGAUAUUAACCCAACUGCCGUCGACACCGGAAUUCAGAAUCCGUUUCGAAGUGAGGAAAGAAACGCUUCACAAAAUGAGCUCACCGUUGCUUCCUGCGUUGGUGGUGGUUGUGAUUAUUUUCGGAAUGGCGAAAGCCCGCUGCAAGCAUUGUCCGAACGAAUACAAACCCGUUUGCGGAUCCGAUGGAUACACUUACGCAAACGCUUGCACCCUCAAGUGUUGGGCCAAGCAAAUUCCGUGUCUGGAAAUUGCCACAUUCGACGAACUCUGCCAGUACCUUCAUGUUGAAAGGAUGUGGUCGCAAAACUGUUCAAACAUGAAAUUCCUGUUUCUAUUGCUCGUGGCCGCAAUGAUCUUCUUCGGAAUGGCAAAAGCACAGUGCGAGCAUUGUCCUCCGGAUCGUAAACCGGCUUGCGGAAGCAACGGCCACAGAUACGACAACGCAUGCUAUCUGCAGUGUGCGGCCAAAGAAGUUCCGGGACUGGAGAUGGCCGAUGAUGAAGUUUGUGCCGAUGAGUCGCUACCGGAAGGAGAGGAGGGCGUGAAACUGUUCAAAAUGAAAUUCUGGUUGCUAACAACUCUGGUGAUUAUGGCCAGUCUCGGAACGUCCAAAGGAGACUGCGAUCACUGUGUGAUGAUAUUCGUCCCCGUUUGUGGAUCCGAUGGACAAAACUACGAUAACGAAUGCUUUCUGAAGUGCUGGGCUCUCGAAACUCCGGGCUUGCACAUUGUAGAUGACGCAAUUUGCAACGGUCCAGAGAUGGGGUGAACGAAGCAUAUUUCUUCAAAAACGUGUAAUAAAACAAGUUUAUACUCAAUCUUUGAAACCAGUAGUGUUUUCUUUGGAAUCCUUUAUUAAUUAUUCAUUAAACAGAUAUGUUUAAUGUUUUGUUUUUUUUAUUGCAUUCGAUUUCAAGCCAUGUUAUUUUCAAAUCACCCUCUUUCACAUGUUCUUCAGUAUAAGGUUGUGUAAAACAUGAUGCUCCGUUUAUGUACAUUUUAAAGGAUGUACAAUCAUGAAAUUUUUUGAACUGUGUGGAAACAGUACCCAAAAAUGCUGGUGAUACCGAGGUACGCCGAGAUGGAAGACGAUUCUUUCAGCUUUGAGGACACCAAGCAGUUUCCGGGACAGGCUGGUCACGCUUAGCCCAUGGGGCUGUCUCUUGUAGUUUUUUUUAUGUCGCUCGUAGAAUCUUCUGUUCAGAUUUUUUGGACAUACUUAUUGACAAACAAAAUAUCUAGUAUUUAUUGAUUUCUUAUAUACAUAAUUGAAUGAAGUGGUGGAGUACUUGUUAUGCAAAGUGUAAUACUAAAUUUAAUUUAAAAAAUAAGAACUCUGAAUUGCUUUAAAGGAGGCACUCUACAGAAGCCAUAGUUUUAAUAAGUGUUUUAAUCGAUAGAUUUAUAUUAUUGCAAAGUUUCAACGACUAAUUUUUCAAGGUUUCAAUGACGAAUAUCGAAGAUAUAGUAGCAAUCUAAUAUGCAUGAUAAUUUAUUUAAAAUAUUUAGUUUUUUUUAAUAAUAGCAACUAGAAAGAAAAUGGUUUUGGUUGUUUAUAUUUUUGUUUGUUUAUAUGUCACUAAAUAUUCAACAUUUUUAAAGUAUCUGAGGUUCGCGCAUUUAAGAUAAGGCUUUUGAUCAAUUUUGAUUAGCACUUGGAUGUAUCAGAGUUCAACUUUGGACGAUAUCAUGUGAAAGGGAAGACGACUUUUUCAAACUUAGCCUUAGGAGAUAUAUAAUAUGUCUGAAAAUUUGAUUAUUUAUGUUUAUAAAUACUGUUGUUCAUGUUCUCAAACGUAUGUCUACAGAUAUUCUGAAUGGAAAUUUCCUGUUUUGUUUCUGUUUCUGUGCAAUAAAAUAAAGAAAAUAAACCAUUUUCAACAGUUUCAUAGAAUGCUCCGCUUAAAAAAUGAGUCGAAAACUGAUUUGACAAUCAGUUCGAAAUUUCAGGAACAUAAUAAAAAUGCUCCGACUCCGACUCCGUUUAACAUUUAUUUUGUUACAAAAAAUAAACCGAAACAUUCACGAUUGCAUUUCACUACACUCACCGGCGAAGACCAUCCCAAGGUAGUCAACUGUAAGAGCCCUGCACAUGAGCAAGCACACGUUGUUGUACGUUCGCCCAUCGGUUCCACAAACCGGGUGGAAAUUGUCAUCGCAUUCACAGCUUGCUUCGAUCAUUCCAAUCACUAUCGUAACUGCCACCAAUAAGAUUAAGCAGAUCUUCAUUUCAAUUUUUCUUCUGAAAUUUGUGUCGUGUCAAGUUGUAACGAUCGUGUUCAUUUAUAUUUAGCCGAGUAACCGGAUCAAGCUUGCUGCAGCUGUACGGAAUUGCAUGCGACACGGAAAGGAUAUGGACUAGGCUUGUCGAAUGUAGUCAAUCAAAUGUGU